Molecule: messenger RNA, 2170 nt
Organism: Astyanax mexicanus (Mexican tetra)
Lineage: Eukaryota; Metazoa; Chordata; Actinopteri; Characiformes; Acestrorhamphidae
Product: cytochrome P450 2G1
Exons: 9
Coding region: 97-1569 (490 amino acids)
Biological process (GO): xenobiotic metabolic process
Cellular component (GO): cytoplasm; intracellular membrane-bounded organelle
Molecular function (GO): iron ion binding; heme binding; oxidoreductase activity, acting on paired donors, with incorporation or reduction of molecular oxygen, reduced flavin or flavoprotein as one donor, and incorporation of one atom of oxygen
Source: RefSeq, a predicted model, not a curated record
AACCCCAUGUGCCCUCCAGGACAGACAGGGGGGAAAAUCAAAAGACCAGCUGAAAACCAGACAGCAGACAGUGACUCUCUUGCCUGAAGAAGAGCCAUGGACUUCUCCAGCACGUCUCUUUUGAUUGGCUUGGUUGUGGUUCUUAUCAUUUUGGUAAAAUGGAGGAAAAAGACCUACAAUCUCCCACCUGGACCACCAGCUCUGCCUCUGCUUGGCAAUAUCCUCAAAAUGGACGGCAAAGCACCCUUUAAGACCUUUCUGAAGUGGAGUGAGACCUACGGGCCUGUGAUGACAGCAUAUCUGGGACCACAGAGAACGGUGGUCUUGGUGGGCUAUGACGCAGUAAAGGAGGCACUCAUAGACAAUGCAGACGACUUCGUAGGAAGAGCCCCUAUUCCUUUUGUUAUGAGAGCUCUGAAAGGCUACGGACUGGUCAUCAGUAAUGGUGAACGCUGGCGUCAGCUCCGCAGGUUUACACUCACCACCCUGAGAGACUUUGGGAUGGGCCGCAAAACGAUGGAGGGGUGGAUUCAGGAAGAAAGCAAACAUCUGCUGGAAGCUGUUAGAGAAACCAAAUCUGUUCCUUUCGACCCCACAUUCCCCCUGAGUCGAGCUGUGUCCAAUGUGAUCUGUGCCCUGGUUUUCGGUCAGCGCUUCAGUUAUGAAGACAACAACUUCCUCCGCCUUCUCCAGAUCAUCGGUGGAGUGCUACGCUUUGGCAGCAGCUCGUGGGGACAGUUGUACAACCUCUUUCCACGGCUGGUCGAGCUCCUUCCAGGCAAACAGCUGCACUUCAUUGAUGACAUAGAUGAGCUCCGGAGAUUCGCUAUGCUUAAAGUACAAAAGCACCAGGAGACUCUGGACCCUGACAACCCAAGAGACUUCAUCGACUGCUUCCUCAUCCGACUCAAUCAGGAGAAAGACAUGCCAAACACAGAGUUCCACUAUGAUAAUAUGACAGCAACCGUCAUGAAUCUGUUUCUGGCUGGAACUGAGACGACCAGCACUACUAUCAGAUAUGCUCUGAUGCUGCUGAUCAAGCACCCAGAAAUACAGGAGCGCAUGCAGAAAGAGAUUGACUCUGUGAUUGGACAAGAGAGAAGCCCCAUGAUGGAGGACAGGAAGUCUCUUCCAUUCACUGAUGCAGUGAUCCAUGAAGUGCAGCGCUAUGUGGAUCUCGUGCCUCUCAAUGUUCCUCAUUACGCAGUGCGGGACAUCACAUUCCGAGGCUACACCAUCCCCAAGGACACAGUAAUCCUCCCCAUGCUGCACUCUGUUCUAAGGGACAAAGAUCACUGGGAAAGCCCGUGGACAUUUAACCCCAAGCACUUCUUGGACAAUAACGGAAACUUCAAAAAGAACCCGGCCUUCAUGCCAUUUUCUGCAGGUAAGCGAGCGUGUGUGGGGGAGUCUCUGGCUCGUAUGGAGCUCUUCAUGUUCAUCGUGUCUCUGCUCCAGAACUUCACCUUCAGCUGCCCCGGAGGACCGGACAGCAUGGACACCAGUCCCGGCGUCAGCGGCUUCGCCAACCUGCCCCGCAUGUACCACCUCAUCGCCACCCCCCGCUGAGCACGGACAGUACUGCACUCACACAGCCUUACAGAGUCUUCUUACCACACCUGAAACAUUUCACUCACAGACUUUCAGAGAAUUUAAUUAGAGCUGCACAAAAGAGGAAAAACUCACACUGCUAUACUUUUUGUAUGCAAUGUAUAUAAGAAUUUUCAAUGGUUUUACCUUGAUCUAAUAUGUCACAAUUUAAAUAAUGCACUGUGUAUCAUAUAUAAUUACACUGGACAUUGCUGCCUUAGACUAAAUGAAGCCAAUUAUUUUAUAUUGUUAUAUUGUGUUUUAAGUAAAUAUUGUGUUUAAAUUCAGUAGAAUACAUUGUAUAUACAUAUACAUAUCAUAACCACUUUCAUAUCGUCAUAGCAGUUGUGGUGCAAUUCAUAAUAUAAUUAAUAAUAUUAUAUAAUUAUAUAAUACCUCUACAAAAAGUUUGUAGUUUAACGGUAAACAAGAAAAAAAUUAUUAAUGUAUAAUUCAUUAAUUAUAACCAAUUAUUAUAAAAUUCCUAAACAUUAUUUAUUAUCAUAGCUGCUUAAAUGCAAAGAGAACCAACUAUUACAAAAAGAAUAACCAACCACAAAUAUAUAUAUAUAUAUAUAUA